GUUGGUUUCUUCCAUCCAAAUUCUCUUAUCCCUCCUCCUUUUGUUAAAUCUGCAGCCUCUGGCUUCUUCCAUAAGUGUCUCUUCAUACAGAGAGCUGCCUGAAGCAAGUCAUGGCCAGUAGUGCUGGGUCAUUAUUUUUCAGAGCCACGUUCCUGUGUCUAUGUUUUACUCAACUUACAGCUGCAUUUUGGCUUCUGAAUGUUCUAUUUCCCCCAAGCAACACACCUGAGGCUCCUAUGAGAAACACCACUCCUCCAGUAAUACUAGUACCUGGGUUAUUUGGAAAUCAGUUAGAUGCUAAAGUGGACAAAGAGGAUGUAGUGAACUGGAUGUGCUAUCGCAAGACUGAUUACUACUUUACAGUUUGGUUAAACCUGAAUAUGUUCCUUCCCCUUGGAAUAGACUGUUGGAUUGACAAUAUCAGAGUGGUUUACAACAAGACCACACGGAUGGCAUCAAAUGCUCCAGGAGUAGAUAUACAUGUUCCAGGGUUUGGAAAGACCUUUUCAGUUGAAUACUUGGAUAAAAGCAAGUUGGCAGGUUAUUUCCACACCCUUGUGCAGCAUUUGGUUAAUAAUGGCUACGUAAGGGAUGAAAAUGUCAGAGCUGCUCCCUAUGACUGGCGCAUAGCUCCCAAUGGGCAACUGGAAUAUUUUCAAAAACUUAAGGGAUUGAUAGAAGAGAUGAAUAAUGAGUACAACCAACCUGUCUUCCUGAUUGGUCACAGCCUUGGGAACAUGUACCUUCUGUAUUUUCUUAACCAUCAGCCCCAGGAAUGGAAGGACAAAUAUAUAAAAGGUUUUAUAUCACUUGGAGCUCCAUGGGGUGGAGCUGUGAAGCCACUUCUUGUUCUAAUGUCAGGUGAUACCCAUGGAAUUCCAAUGGUUUCCAACAUCAAAAUCCGUGAGGAGCAACGCAUGACCACAACAAAUCCGUGGAUGAUUCCUACAAACUUAGCUUGGCCAGAAUCUCAUGUCUUUAUUUCCACCCCCUCCUACAAUUACACCUACAGGGACUACCAGCGUUUUUUCCAGGAUAUUGGUUUUGAGGAAGGCUGGUAUAUGUGGGAAGACACAAAAGGUUUAGUAGAUGGUCUUCCCCCUCCAGGAGUAGAAAUAUACUGCAUCUAUGGUGUAGGUCAUCCUACAGCAGAAACAUAUAUUUUUGGAGAAGACUUCCCUAACGAGCCUCCUGUGGAAAUUAAGUAUUCUGAUGGUGAUGAUACAGUACACAAGAGAAGCAUGGAGUUGUGCAAACGUUGGAUUAAACAACAAAAAGAAAAGGUGCAUGUAAUUGAAAUGGAUGGGAUGGACCAUCUCAGCAUGGUCUUUAGCAACAGGACUUUAAACCUUAUCAAUGACAUCCUUCUGGGAAGUGAUGUUUAAAGGGAACCAAUGUAUAGGGUUAGACAAAUAUAACUUUAGUGGGGAGUUAUUUGUAAUAAAUACAAAAGUAUUAUUCAUUAAACUGUUUGACUGCUGA
Bombina bombina (fire-bellied toad) is the source of this 1482-nucleotide messenger RNA. RefSeq names its product lecithin-cholesterol acyltransferase (gene LCAT). The record is from RefSeq and is a predicted model, not a curated record. Bases 111 to 1385 code for a protein of 424 amino acids. NCBI's taxonomy places the organism in Eukaryota, Metazoa, Chordata, Amphibia, Anura, Bombinatoridae. Gene Ontology annotation, molecular function: phosphatidylcholine-sterol O-acyltransferase activity. Gene Ontology annotation, biological process: lipid metabolic process. The transcript is spliced from 6 exons.